AUGUGCACGGCUCUGGGAGCUGACGGUCCCGCAGCGAAAAGGUGGGCGGUGUGUCGAGGAAUGCAAAAACCGGUGACGAUAAUAAACUCAAUGGGUGUGUACGGCCGCGUCGUGGACACCCCGGUCUACCACCCGUACGUCAACCGCAACGGCCUCUGGCUCGACGUCGGUGUCACCUUCUCCCGCGACCUCUGGCCCUGGACCGGCCACCUCGCGCUCCACCUCGCCGUCCGCGACGCCCCUGACGCCGCCUUCUUCGACGGCAUCGCCGAGGGCUACGUCAGUCUCAAGGUGGAGUCCAUCGAAUCGUCUACGAAGACGACGUUAUCGACGGAACUUAAGCUGCCGAUUCGUGUGAAAAUUGCCCCAACACCCAAGCGACAGAGGCGCAUCCUGAUUGACUACUUUCACAACAUUCGCUAUCCAUCUGCCUACGUUCCGGGCGACGACUUGACGAAGAUAUCGGGUCCGCUUGACUGGUACGUUCCACAGUGUCUUCCCUUUGGCCUUCACCGCUCCUCCCGCUGCGCAGUUCCUCCUGAUCCGUCCCAACGCCCUCUUUAUCCAUCGUCAUCGCUUUGUUUACAACUUCAAUGCCUCCUCGUUGUGCUCGGCGACCACAUCCACACGAACCUGCGGGGUCUCUACCAGCCCCUGCGCCAGCUGGGGUACUUCGUUGAGGUCCUUCAGAAACCACUCACCUGCUUCAACGCCUCCAAUUACGGCACGCUUAUGAUAAUUGACCCGGAGGACGAAUUUGCACCCAACGAGAUCAAGAAAGUGCACACGGAUGUUCACAAGAGAGGCCUCUCAUUGGUGGUUUUCGCUGGCUGGUUCAACGCCUCCGUUCAGGAAGCUCUCAAGUUCUACGACGCAAAUACCAAUCGCAGACAAUCUGUCCCACUUUUCACGUCGUGUCCGUCAACCACGCGGGACCGCCUGCUCGUUCACCCCUGUGUGCGUACAACCCCCAGCACCGGCUUUAUCCGUCUGACCAUCCAGACACUUGCAGCUUGGUUGUGCUACCCAUCAAACGAUUGCGCCUCGUCCUUCCUCACCAAUCUCCUUCAUCUUCGCGGCGGUGGUGACCCCGACGUGACCUCACCACAUCAGCCGGUUCAGAUAACCGGUUCCCCAGAUCCCAUGUCUGACGCUACACACGAUCUUCCCGCGUUACUGCAGGACAAAGACGAGACCUCGCGACUGUGGGUACCAAUUACCGGUGGGAGCAACAUUCCCGCGCUAAACGACCUUCUUUCGCCGUUCGCUAUAAAAUUUGCCGACAACAUCGUUGGUGGCUCCUUCAAAGUCGGCGACUUUUACGACGACAAUCCACAGGGGCAGAAGCACUAG
Mesocestoides corti is the source of this 1353-nucleotide messenger RNA. Lineage: Eukaryota; Metazoa; Platyhelminthes; Cestoda; Cyclophyllidea; Mesocestoididae. The record is from the annotation of a GenBank genome assembly.